Molecule: messenger RNA, 348 nt
Organism: Ectocarpus siliculosus
Lineage: Eukaryota; Phaeophyceae; Ectocarpales; Ectocarpaceae
Source: the annotation of a GenBank genome assembly
AUGUCUGACUUCGCUCAGCUCGCGGCCAAGGCCAAGGAGGAUGGAGUGGCCGCCGCCGCCGCGCCUGUCGACACCACGACCGAGACGGCCGCGCCCGCCUCCGCAGCAGUAGACGAGGGAGCAGGGGCAGCGGCCGAGGAGGAGAGCACUGCGCAGUUCGAGCCCGUGGUUCAGCUCGAGGAGGUGGAGGUGAAGACACACGAAGAGGACGAAGAAGUUCUGUGGAAGAUGCGCGCUAAGCUGUUCAUUUUCGGCGAGACAUUGCUUAACAAGGGGACUGGGCAGAAGGAGUGGGUGGAGAGAGGCAUCGGCGAGGUCAAGUUCCUUCACGGAUCGUCCAUUCGGUAG